UGGAGUCUUGCUCAGAGGAACCUUGGAACCUUGGAUAAAUGGUAGACUGUCCUUCACCCCAAAUGAGUUGAAUGAGACGACGCUGAAGCAAUGAGAGAUGAAGUAGAGAUACUAUUGUCUCUGUAUCAGAUGUAAAACAGCUAUAUAAUCAGGUCAUCCAUAUAACGGAUAUUCUCACAUCAGGAUGGCGGGCGCCUCCAUCACCCCGUGUCUCCGGACUACAGCGGUCUAACAGACAUUCUGCUCCCCCUGUGGGAAAGAACAGAGCUACUGGAGCGCAGUAGUCCACCAGCACCAUGGACUACCACGCCGAGUGCUGCUUCUGCGACCCCGAGGAGGGUCACGGCGGCCUGGACGAGCUGCCCCUCCACAGUAUCCACGCGCCCAACCGGAUCCGGCCGUCCUCCUACCGAGCCCUGAGGAGCGCUGUGUCCAGUCUGGCCCGCAUCGACGACUUCUUCUGUGAGAAGAUAGGUUCAGGAUUCUUCUCUGAGGUCUUCAAGGUGCAGCAUCGGAUCACAGGGCAGGUGAUGGCACUGAAGAUGAACACUCUGGCUAGCAACAAAGCUAACAUGCUACGAGAAGUGCAGCUCAUGAACAGGCUUUGCCACCCGAACAUACUCAGGUUUCUUGGGGUUUGUGUUCAUGAAGGUCAACUCCACGCUCUGACUGAGUAUAUAAAUGGAGGCAACCUGGAGCAGCUGUUGGACAGUGACCUGUACCUGUCAUGGUGCGUCAGGAUUGGUCUGUCCCUGGAUAUCGCCCGAGGGCUGCAGUACCUGCACAACAAAGGCAUAUUCCACAGAGACCUCACCUCCAAGAACUGUCUGGUUCGCUGUGAUAACGGCAUGUUCACUGCUGUGGUGGGAGACUUCGGCCUGGCAGAGAAGAUCCCUGAUUACAGUGACUCUGAAAGACAGCCUCUGGCCAUCGUUGGCUCCCCCUACUGGAUGGCCCCUGAAGUUCUGAGAGGGGAGCUGUACAACGAGAAGGUGGACGUGUUUGCGUACGGCAUCAUCCUGUGUGAGAUCAUCGCCCGGAUUGAAGCCGAUCCUGACUUCUUACCCAGGACAGAGGACUUUGGUCUGGACGUGGUUGCAUUUGAGAACAUGGUUGGGGAUUGUCCAGCGGCCUUCUUAAGCCUUGCUGUCACCUGCUGUAAUAUGAGUGCAGAGAGGCGUCCCUCCUUCUCUGACAUUGUCUUCACAUUGGAUGGCAUGGAGAGAGAAGAGAGAGAGACGUCCAUUGCAGUUGAGCCAGUGGCAGUAGAAGUUAGCCCGUAUCGGCGACGCAGCUCUCCCUGUCACUCUCGUGACCUAAGCCAGCAACGGCAAGGCUUGGCGAGGAGCCAGUCGGACAUGUUACCCCCGGCAACCCUGACCCCUCCUCUCCUCGAGACCCCUGCGCGGGUCAACCCCUUCUCUCUCAGACAGGACUUGAAUGGGGGGCGUUGUAAACUCUUAGACACACCAAGCAAGUCUGUCAUCUCCCUGACCUUCACCCUCCCGGCGCUUCGCGACCCUUGUUCAUCCCCCCACCGUCUCAGAGGGACGCAAGCUCUGCCGAGGAGAUGCCAGUCGCUUCCCUGUACUCCAGAGCUCAGCCGGACUGUUGCCUUGUCACGAGACACUGAGGGGAAGGAGGAGCAAAAGGAGGAGGACCAAAUGGAGAUCACUGAGAAGAGAGAGUUGUUGAAGGAGGAGCAUGGGAGGGGAGAGGAUACAUGGCGUCCUGUGGAGCUGGAGAUGGUGUCUCUGGAGCGGCUAGAGGAGGUGGAGGAAGAGGAGGGUGUUUGUCUAACUGAACCCAUGGACUGUAGUAAGUCUCCAGAGCCAGCAGAUGGAGUCAUGGACUCCACACCUAGAAGAGCCCUGCUCACCUCCACUUGUUCCUCCUCUUUACAGACCAAUGGCUGGCGACUCCCCAUCUCCAACAGACUGCCCUCCUUGCCUGCUCUGCCACGACUGGAUAACAACAACGGCUCUGCCCUUGUAAUUGGCCAGCAGGUGCAGUGGGGUGGAGGAGGCCGUGCUAAUGGUUACAGCGGAGCCCAGGUCCAGUCCUCUGACCCUAGUGGCCACUCUGAGCAGGAUGAGGUCAUUUCCUGUCCAGGCUGCUGUCUUGUAGGUCUGAGUUUACCUUCUGUGUGCCUCCGCGGUUCAGCUGCUGUGCCUGCCCCCCGCCGAAGGGCUUCGUUACCCCGGCAGCGACCCUACCGGAACCUCAACGCUACCAUAACUGGUGGCAGCGCUUCCUCGUCAACAACGGCCGCCACAGAAACCAAAGCUCUACUGUGUCGCAGCACAAAUGGACUUGUAGUGGGUGGGCCCUCGGUGCCAUGUGAACCUGGCCGGUCCCUGCCGGAGGCCCAGACAUAGAGACAGAGUGCUACGUGUCAUAUUGUGAAAACCACGCCCACCGGAGGGGAAAACCAUCGCAGACACAAUAUGCAACCAAGGGCUGAGAGGCUAACAACAUGCCAGUAGUUAGAUAAAACGAUAGCUUGCAGCAUACAUGAGGAUUCUUUUCUCCCCCUGUGUCUACCAGGGGUGUAGCUGAUAACUAAAAUGAUGAUGGGACAAGUUAGCUGCUAGCGAGCUAAUAUUAGCUAUGUGUUAGCAAGUUGCUGGAGCUAGCUAAGGCAAAUAUGAU
Molecule: messenger RNA, 2652 nt
Organism: Anoplopoma fimbria (sablefish)
Lineage: Eukaryota; Metazoa; Chordata; Actinopteri; Perciformes; Anoplopomatidae
Product: dual specificity testis-specific protein kinase 2-like
Exons: 12
Coding region: 297-2378 (693 amino acids)
Biological process (GO): actin cytoskeleton organization; protein phosphorylation; positive regulation of stress fiber assembly
Cellular component (GO): cytoplasm; nucleus
Molecular function (GO): protein serine/threonine kinase activity; ATP binding
Source: RefSeq, a predicted model, not a curated record